Phytophthora sojae is the source of this 492-nucleotide messenger RNA. RefSeq lists its product as hypothetical. The transcript is spliced from 3 exons. Bases 1 to 492 code for a protein of 163 amino acids. The record is from RefSeq and is a predicted model, not a curated record. NCBI's taxonomy places the organism in Eukaryota, Oomycota, Peronosporomycetes, Peronosporales, Peronosporaceae.
AUGGCGGACGACGACUACCUGCUGACGAACGAAGUGUACGUAGUGGUGGACGUCAAGUACUCGAUGAAGUACAAGCGCUCAGUGGUCGACAAGAACCCGAUGAUGGACGAGCUCUCGCUGACGGACAACUUGCUGGCGGAUGAGUACUCGUUGGCGGACAACUACGCGCUGGUGAAUAAGUACCCGAUGGUGGCCAACUACCCGUUGACGGACAGCUACUCGCUGGCCCAUUACAAGAACUCAGCGGUGGACAAACACUCGUCGGUGGACAAGGUGAACAAGUACUUGGUGGCGGCGGACCAGUACACGGUGAGGAACUACGAGGACGGCACCUUCAGCUACGCGUACACCAACUACACACAACUGGAUCCAGCGGAUCUGGGUCCAGGCGACUGCUCAGUCUUAGAUUUGCUCGGUGUUGGAUUCGCGCUCUCGGACGAAGGCCGGAAGCAAACCAAGGACGCGUGGCUCCGGCGCAGGGACGUCAGUUGA